Messenger RNA from Trypanosoma rangeli, 4515 nucleotides. RefSeq names its product serine/threonine protein phosphatase-like protein. NCBI's taxonomy places the organism in Eukaryota, Euglenozoa, Kinetoplastea, Trypanosomatida, Trypanosomatidae. Gene Ontology annotation, molecular function: protein serine/threonine phosphatase activity; calcium ion binding. The record is from RefSeq and is a predicted model, not a curated record. Gene Ontology annotation, cellular component: nucleus; cytosol. Bases 1 to 4515 code for a protein of 1504 amino acids. The transcript has a single exon.
AUGGAUGCUGUCGUUGGUGACUCUCUUGAGAGUUACCUCUCCCGCUACAGGCUGCGACUGCUGGUAGACGAGUGGCUCGGCGUUGUAGCACAGCGGCAGCCGGAGGAUCCAUUUUCGUGCCUUGUCGAGCUCAUCAAUGAAUAUAACCGGGACGGCUGUGGAUUCGUCACGUGCGAAAACAAGUGGUGUGAAAUGAUGAUUCCUGCCUCCGAGUACGCGGCUCACCUGGAGACUUGCUCUGAGGUGGGAAAGUGGGUGAAGUGCAUGCGAUGUAACGUGCGCGUGGAGGCCUCCCGCAUGCGUCAGCACAAGCAAAACUGUAAGCUGGAAAGCUGCGUCUACUGUGGGGAGAUGGUGGUGCCACGCCUGCGGGAUAUGUGCCCGUUCAAGCUGAAGGUGGAUGCGGAGCGGGCCUGCAGGAAACAGGCGAGUGCCGAAGUGAUGCGUGAUAAUCUGGCGUUCUUGGGGAGCAAUGCGACACUGUCGCUUCGUUCCUUCCUCAUGCCAUCAUUUGCGGGCGCCCCACCGUAUCUGAAGCGACCGUUGUCUCUUUCUCCUCAUUUGAAGGAUCGACUCAUCUGCAUUCAGAACAGUUGGCGCAACGCCUUUUUGCGGAAUAGAUUUCAGGAUGUUUUGUUUAAAUCGUUUUGGCAUGCGGUGGAAUUGUACCGCGAGAGGCAGGUGACACAGGAGCACAUUGCCAUUCCGCGGGAUCACCCAAAAGCGUCGUCGCCUUGUCUUACUAAUUACACGGCUUUCAUGGGGGGGUGCGUCCACGUCUCAAUGUUUGAGGCGUUGGCCAAGACGAUCACGUCUGGGGGGGUGGUGGAGUUUGAAAUGGCGAAGCAAAUUAUAUCCAUGACCACUAGCAUUCUGGCCGAGCGCCCGCUUGUGCAGCGUGUGACGAUUCCUGAGGGGGGUGAUGUGGUGGUUAUUGGGGACCUGCACGGGCAAAUGAAGGACCUCUGUGAGGCCAUUGUCCUCGCCGGCGGACUGCCGAACCCGCAGCGCUACCUGGUUUUUAACGGCGACUUUGUGGAUCGUGGGUCAAACGGGAUGGGGGUGCUGCUGUACAUUUUUACGCUUUUGUGUACUUUUCCAUCGUUUGUGUUCAUCAACCGUGGGAAUCACGAGGACGCCCGCGUCAACGCGGAGUACGGAUUUGAGGUGGAGAUAUACGGCAAGUACGGUAUUGAGCACGCAGAGCAGCUUCUGGAGGCCCUCGCUGACAGCUACCAGUCGAUGCCGCUGAUGACUGUUCUCGACGGGAUGAUUCUCAUUGCACAUGGUGGGUUGCCACGCGCUCCAGUAACGCUGGAUCGCAUUGAGUCGCUGGGUCGCAUGCGAGACAUUCCCACAUCAGGGAGCAUCGGCGAGGAUGAGCAGAUCAUGAUGGAUAUUCUCUGGAACGACCCGGUGGAAAAGUUUCACUCGCGGCAGUUGGGUAUGCGACACCGAGCUCAGCACUGGCGCACAAGCAAGCGUGGAUGUGGGGUGGAGUACCUUGCACCCAUCACGGAAGAGUUUCUUCGACUCAACAACCUUCGGCUUGUGGUUCGUUCGCACGAGGAGGUGCAGGCGGGGUUUGAACUCGUUCACAAUGGUAAGUGCUGUACUGUGUUCAGUGCGUCUAACUAUUGCGGCGUCUCGAGCAACCGGGCAGCGCUUGCGGUGUUUCCUAAGGGGUCAUUGCACCCUGUUUUUCACACAUGGUAUGUGCGCAGCGACGAGAGUGAGGACUUAGCGACAAAAGAGCUUCUGGAUGAAAUCAUGACAUGUGAAGGGGGCAAGAGGGAUAACAACAAGGACGACGAGGAAACGGGAGGCGGGGGGGAGGCCGAGGAUGUAAACAAGGCAGAAGCGAAUGAUAACGCUGUUGCAGGCGGAGAUGAGGUUGCCCACAUGAUAGGGGACGUCGCGGGGAGGGAUAAGGAGGAUACUGGAGCAGACUCGAGUACGACGUAUUCCUCAUCUGUGGAAGGAGCGUUGGUCCCCCGCCUGAAUCUGUUUAUGCAGCUAGGCGAGAUUAUCUUUCGUAAGCGGUACAGCCUAUUGUCUGGGUUUGUUGCGGCCGACUACAAUCAAACAGGGAUCAUCUACAAGAUAGAAUGGUGUGAGGUCAUGCGCAGUGUCCUGGAAAUUGAUAUUCCGUGGUAUUAUCUCUGCAAGUUUGUGGCGCCGCAAGGGGAACCAAGCGAGGUGCCAUGCGUGCGGUAUGUUUCCUUCCUGCGGAGGUUCGAUGUCCGUUUUUCGUCACAGUACUUGCUGCCGUUUCAGGUGGCGAUUGUGCGUCGUGUCUUUGGCGAUAUGGACCUGCCGGAUGAUCUGCUUAGCCGCCUUGACAGCGCCGAUGUCUUGGAGGUGACGGCGGCCUCGUUGCCGGCGCACGGUCAGUGCCAGCCGUUGGGCGUAGCAGGCAACAAAAGCGGCCCGAUUUCAUCUGAGGCGAGACACGGGUUUUCUAGGACCAAGUCAUCAACGAGGAAGAGCCAGGAGUCGGAUGCGGCGCAGUCAUUGUCUUGCAUGAGCGCUUCUAAGCCGUGGCGCUUUUUAAAGGUUGACUUCAAUGUUUUUGUCUCCAUCCUGCGCUCUCUCUCGCACGUGGCGGCCACGCUGGAGGACGACGUUGCGUAUGCCUUGUUCCAGUACCUCGACCAGGAAGAGUGUGGGCAUGUGGUGCUGGGCAGCCUUGUUGACCUUGUGGAGGCGACGCUGGUUGAGGAAGAGGAGAUUGUGAUGCUGGGGACGGGUAGCACGCGUGACGCGGACGCUGGGCUUACUUUGCGGGAUGACGAGGAUAACGAGCCACCGGAGAAGACCGAGACUGCUGUGACGAGCUCGGCUUCAUCCGCCAAGGCGUCAUUCAGAGAGGGCCACGGCGAGCGGAAGCAGGACGCAAAUCCCGCUGCUUCCACCACUGCUACCGCCGGGAAGGAGCAGCAUGCCGAGCCAAAGAUGGGGGCAAGCUUGUUUCUUUCUUCACAAGUCCUGCCCUGUACAUCGGAUAACACCGAUGCAGCUGUGAUCAACUUUUGCCGGACGCUGGACCAUGUUUCGCAUCAACAGUCGCGGAGCAGCAUGGAAGAGGACAUCACUGAUGCUCUUUGGCUGUAUCCUGCGUUGCUGCGUCUUCAUGAGGGGUUUAACUACGGUUUACUGACGUCCUUGCAGCAAAGCUUUCGAAACCUUAACAGCACCAACGAUGGAAAACUUACCUUUGAUCAACUGAAUGUUGCCGUGCAACUCAUUGGCCGACACAUGCGUGAACCACUCACUGAGACGCAGGCAAAGCGUAUUUUUAGCACUAUACGUAGUGGUGGAAAGCGAUUGACGAUGACGCAUUCACGCGAUAUCUUUUCGGGCACCCGCUAUGAGCCGCAUAAUUUGUCGCUGCUGAUCGCAACCUCUGAUGAACUGACGACAGUGCCAGACAGCGAAGACGCGUCAGAUGUGUUGCAUAUCACGAUGAAGGAGUUUGUAACUUUUUUUUCAGUCACGUUUAUGGGAGGGAAUUGGAAGCGUGAGGGCAGCGGCGACAUGGGCAGCUUCAAGGCAACGUGGAUUGCGGACACUUGGUCCUGCCUCAGCUUUACAGGCUGCAGACGCAGUGACCUGGAUACUUUCCUCGAAGACCUUCGUGCAUGGCCCUACGCAGAGGUGUUGGAUGGGUUGACGGUGGAGUCGUUUAGCUCCCGCUUUGACGGCAGCAAAACGUUGUUGCGAGCGCUUCAGGAGCUGUUGUGCGCCUCCGCGGCACAGACACGGGCGAUGGAGGGUACGGCCGUGAACUGCACGCCCUCAUCCCGCUCCGUAGAGCGUGGUAUCGGGCUUACCUGUCCGCUCGCUACCAACCAACUGCAGCUGCUCGCGUUGAACAAAUCCAAGUUGGCGCAAUCGUCCAUGUUGAAGAGCGUGCCGUCAACGUCUGCGACGACGGAGGGUGCGCCGGAGACGGUGUCAGCAGUUACACCAGAAGCGAGAGAGGAAGUCUGCGGCCACGAUGGUACCAAGUUGCCCAAAACUGCUGUCGGUGUUGUAACCCACACUGAUGCUGCUCCCACAAUGGCACCUGCGCUUGCUUUAGCGUCGACUUCUUCCUCUUUACCUGCUUCUGUCCCCUUUGUCCAUGCCGAAGCUUACUGUGGUGCGGGUGUGAGGACGCCAUGGAGGCGACAAACAGAUAAAGUGCAUACAGACCCCUUAUCUUUCUCUUCCAAACUACUCAAAACCUCUGCGCCCGCCUGGGGUACUGCCAACGAUGAUGCUCAAUCUCGCCGUGUCCUGGCCAAGUACCCGGUACUGCAAGGCCACUUGCUUAGUUUGCCGCAUUCCUUCCCACAAACUGGGGAGCCAAAGAUGACAUCGGCAACACUACCGUCGCGAAAGGGAGGAGAAAGCCCUGCGCAGAGCAAGCUCGGGUCUCCAUCUAGGCUUCCAACCCUGCGUGGCGCUUUGGAAAGGCCGUCACUCUCGGCGCAACUUGAGACCACCGAUGCAUCACCGAAACGCAAAUGA